CUUUUUUGUUUGUUUGUUUUUAAGCGCAUAAUAUUUAAAGGAAAAGUCUUUUUUAUCGUAUGAUGGGACGCAGACGGGGUGACUGAUUCGUCACGUGCCCACUCUGUUCCAUCUUGCUUUAGUAGUAAUUGAUCUUUCUCGUGGACUGCGAUGAGAACAGCUGAGGACUCCUCUGGAACGGUGCUGCACCGUCUCAUCCAGGAGCAGCUGCGCUACGGGAACCUGACGGACACUCGCACGCUCCUGGCCAUCCAGCAGCAGGCCCUGCGUGGGGGGAGCAGCGGCGGGGGCACGGGCAGUCCCCGCUCCUCUCUGGAGAGCCUCACCCAAGAGGAGACCCAGUUCAUGCAGACGUCCACGCGGCAGGAGCCCCAGGGCCAGGAGCACCAGGUGGACUGCGUGCACGCCGAGAGCCCCGUGUGCCACCUGUACCAGCUCCACCGGGAGGAGCUGCCCACCUACGAGGAGGCCAAAGCCCACUCCCAGUACCUGAGCUCUCAGAGGGAGCACGAUGAGGACGCAGAGGGCGGUCAGGGCGAGGGGCUGUGGGAUGUAAAGCGAGAGCACGCUCGCUCUCUGAGCGAGAGGCUCAUGCAGCUGUCUCUGGAGAGACAUGGACACAGAGACGGCCUGGCGUUGACCCCUUCUCACAGCUAUCCACAGAUUUAUAAAAAUAAUGUCCCGACUGCAGAGGAGCAUGACCGACGGGGGGCCCAGCCGGGUGCACAGCCGCGCGGACCACCGCCAGACUAUCCCAUCCACGCCAGAGUCCCCGAAUACAUGCUCAGCCACUCACAGGCGCACGUGCAGUACCACCGAGACCCUCCUCCCCCGUUCUACUCGCAGCAUCACAGCAGGUAUGCGUCUGCUCAGGCUCAGGCGGCUAACAGCAGCGUCACCGCAGCGUACAGCAGCGACGACAUGUUGAUGAGGGAGAACGAGCGGCUCAGGACGGAGCUGCAGGUGUUCAUGGAGAAGGCCGCCAGGCUGCAGAAGGUGGAGCUUGAAAUUCAACGGAUUUCCGAGGCUUAUGAGAYGCUGAUGAAAGGCUCGGCAAAGCGGGAAACUCUUGAGAAAACAAUGAGGAAUAAACUGGAGGCGGAGCUUAAGAGGAUGCAUGACUUCAACCGAGACCUUAGAGAACAACUCGACACAGCUGUCAAACACCGGGCGGAUCCCAGGCAACACGUCUUCGUCAAACUCCUGGAGCAAAAUGAAGAGCAGCAGCGUGAGCGCGAGCAGCUGGAGAGGCAGAUCCAGCAUCUGCGUCUUUCUGGGGAGGAAUGCCAGCGGAGGAAAGAGCUGCUGGAGCAGGCUCUGGCCUCUGAGCAGACCCGCAACCGGCUGCUGGAGGAGGAGCUGCUCAGGAAGAGGGCCUACGUGAAGAAAGUGGAGCGGCUGCAAAGUGCGCUCGCUCAGCUGCAGGCGGCGUGCGAGAAGAGGCAGGAGCUGGAGCUGCGGCUGCGUACUCGGCUGGAGCAGGAGCUGAAAAGCCUCAGGGCGCAGCAGAACCAGAAGGCUGACCUCACGGCUUCAGAAGUGAGUUCGUCCACGUCGCAGCAGCAGCUGAGGGAAAAAGAGGAGCGUAUUCUCGCCCUGGAGGCAGACAUCACCAAGUGGGAACAAAAAUACCUGGAGGAGAGCACCAUGAGACAGUUUGCAAUGGAUGCUGCUGCCACGGCUGCAGCACAGAGAGAUACAACCAUCAUCAAUCAUUCACCCAAACAUUCCCCAAACAGCAGUUUCAAUGAAGACCUGCCUUUAUCCAGUCACAGACAUCAGGAGAUGGAGAACAGGAUCCGCAUGCUUCACGCUCAGCUCCUGGAGAAGGACGCCGUGAUCAAAGUCCUGCAGCAGCGCUCCAAGUGGGAGCAAGGCAGGCUGGAGAGACAGGGCCUUCGUCCAGCCAGAUCCGUUCCCACCAUCAACACCAUGACCUGCAGCACGGACAGUAAAGGGGAGAGCAUCUCAAAUGACCAGACAGGUGCUGCUUUGCUCAAAACUCCAUCCUGCGUCGCAGCCAAGUGCCCGAAACGAGACAGCAGCACUCAGAGUGAAGAGGCGCCUCAGGAGCAGGAGGUCACAGCAGAAACUGACAAGAUAACAACUGAGGGUGUCUCAGAAGCUGCCACUGACUGUUUGGAGGAGCCAAMGCUCAAACUGCUGAAGAGCUUGGACACAGAAGCGGUGGAGAUCCUCAUUUAAGCCAUGACUGCAGCUCGUAUGACUGAAUGUUGAUGGCCAGGACGUUUGUUUGUGUUGUAAAGGAUCUCAUUCGAUGUGAAACCAAUGUGCUGUCGAGGAGAGCUGAGCUUUUCAUCUGCUGUUACAUUGGACAGGGGGGUGGGGAUUCUUCAAGGUACCUGGACAGUAUUUUGUAAUGUGACAGGAACUGGGCUGCUGGAAGUUGCAUGUUGUUUGUGAUUAGAACUGUAUUUAUAUCUUUGUAAAUGCUGCUCCAUUUGUCAUGUUACUUUGUUUUUUUAGAUCAGUUAGUGUAUGUUUUGUUUAUCUUGAAUUUAAUGUUGCAUCCCUAAAACUAUACCAUCUAAAAGUAAUGGGCCUGUUGAAAAUGACACAGAAUCAACAUCUUUGUUUUAAAGAGUUAUCUAGUUUCACAAGGCUGUUCAAACCUAAAUUAACAGUCGCUCCAAUCUUUUUAAAUGCGUUUAGGGGCCCCUCGCUUGCAGCUCAGUAGAGGAUUUAAAAAACUUGAAUGCAGAGCUUGUGGAACGCCUGCUUAUUUCUCUCCUAAAAAAGCUGGCGAGGACUGAUGACAUUUCACUGGGGUCCAAUUUUCCAGAUCCCGGGUUGAUGUUUGGGGGGCCUCAGAUGGUUGGUGCUCCCCUCCGAUGACACGCCGGAGCUAAUCUUCUCACAUUCCUCACUGAGGGAAUGCUCCUGUUAAAGAAAAAAGGCUAUCUAAAGUCUGACCCCCUCAGCCUUGUUAAAAUGGCACGCAUUCUUACACUUGAUUCUCUUUCUUGGGCCGGUUAUUUCCCGCGAGCUGUGGUAGCUGGUUCUACCGUACGUGUAAAAAUGGUCCUCUAUAAUUGGCCUGCAUUUGCUAUACUAAUAAUUGUCUCCAUCACUGUGUCAUAUUUGGCGGUGUUUUCUCCAUUGCUCAAGCAUUUCACAUAUCAGAGCUGACUGUAUUCUAAGAAUGGAAUUUUCUAUUUAUUUCUCUCACUUAAUGUAUGAUUACUGAACACUGCUGAAUGUAGACUACUGUUGUAAGGAUUGUGCAUUAUAUUUAACUGGAAUGUGCCUCAAUACUCCUUUAGGGAUGAAAAGACUUAAUAUAUGUCGUAAUCAAGUUUUUAAUCUCUUUUAACUGAUGUUUUUGUAUAGAUAACAUUCACCAGCAGAGGUGGUUUUCUCAAAUAGCCAUGUGGGCACAGCUAAUAAAAUGUUAGCUUUGCUAACCGCCAAUCCACUACUAAACAAAUUAGAUUUACAAAUGCUAAAGCAAUAGGUAAGAAAAUUAGUGGAUCCAGUAUAAACUGCUAACUGCUAACUCAAGGUAAACACCUUGGCUGAAAGCUCACAAAAAACAUUUUACAUCCACCAAUCACAGUUAAAACCACAAGCAGUUGAACCUGAAAAUGCUAAAGAAGCUACAUGCACACACAAGGCGCAUGACGCAGGCGUGCAGCGCUGCAUGCGUGAGGGAAUAAUUGUUUUUGUUAGCCGACUUAAAGUUAGCAGAAUUAAAUUUAGCAGAAACUAACGCUAAACRAAAAGUUAGCUUCACUKUUUGCUGUUAGCGAAUUAGCAUUUAAAACUCCCAUUUAAUUUAUAUUUCUCUUUGAGCUUUUUCCUCAUAUUUCCCAUCUCGGUGCCAUGUCUCAGUUUAACUUACUGUCCUCCACUACUUUUUUGGAAUGUUGUUUACAUGCGUGGCAAUUUGAAGUGAGAGAUGAUAAUAUAUUUUGUCUGUUUUUUCCUCGUUCUCAUUUAUAAAUCUCUUUGUUUUUUUUGGUAUGUUUUUCUUUGCCAAAGAUGUACUCUAUAUUUAAGUUAUAAAUGAUGAUGAUGAAUACAAAAGGCUCUGUUUAAAGUGCCUUGCUGGUUGAACUAAUUUGUUGUUGCUGUGAACUUUUUGUAAAGGAGACAUUUGUAUGUAUGCCUUAACAUUUCACAAUAAUAGAAUAAAAUUCCUAAUAUAUAUUUGA
Messenger RNA from Austrofundulus limnaeus, 4175 nucleotides. It is a transcript of the gene amotl2a, whose product is annotated as angiomotin like 2a. Gene Ontology annotation, biological process: regulation of cell migration; actin cytoskeleton organization; hippo signaling. The record is from RefSeq and is a predicted model, not a curated record. Gene Ontology annotation, cellular component: cytoplasmic vesicle; bicellular tight junction; plasma membrane. Lineage: Eukaryota; Metazoa; Chordata; Actinopteri; Cyprinodontiformes; Rivulidae.